UGCCAUUCUCCACUCACUCAUUCCCUCUUAGCUCGUCGUCGUCGUCAAGGUCCCGAACGCGCUCUCUCGCCGUCUCCCACAACUCACUACCCACUGUCUACAAAUUGCCCCGUCUCGCUCGCUAGCUCGUCCAACCCGCCAUUGAAUUCGAGUUUGAGCGCGUCUAGUUCUAGUCUGUGUUUGGAUCUGUUGAUAGCAGCUAGCUUGAGUAAUUGGGAUUUUGGGAUGCCGGACUCGGACAACGAGGACUCGGGCGGCGGCGGGGGCAUCGGGGGCGGCGGCAACAACAAGGAGCAGGACAGGUUCCUGCCGAUCGCGAACGUGAGCCGGAUCAUGAAGAAGGCGCUGCCGGCGAACGCCAAGAUCUCCAAGGACGCCAAGGAGACGGUGCAGGAGUGCGUGUCGGAGUUCAUCUCCUUCAUCACGGGGGAGGCCUCCGACAAGUGCCAGCGGGAGAAGCGCAAGACCAUCAACGGCGACGACCUGCUCUGGGCCAUGACCACGCUGGGGUUCGAGGACUACAUGGAGCCCCUCAAGCUCUACCUCCACAAGUUCCGCGAGCUCGAGGGCGAGAAGGCCGCCGUCGUCGUCUCCGGCUCCGGUGCUGGCGGAGGCGCGUCGCAGCAGAGGGAGGCGCCGAGGGGGCUUGGCAGCAGCAAUGGCGAUGGCGGAUAUGGCGGGAUGUACGGUGGUGCUGCUGCGGCGGGAGGCGGCGGGAUGUUCAUGAUGAUGGGGCAGCCCAUGUACGGGUCGCCGCCGGGGUACCAGCAGCAGCAGCAGCAGCAGCAGAUGAUGAUGGGAGGCAAAGGCGGCGGCUAUGGAUCGGGCUACGGCGACGCCGGCAACGGCGGCGGGUCCUCGUCGUCGUCAGGGUUCGGCAGGCAAGACAGGAUGUGACGACUGCACUCAAGAGCUGCUGCAAUCCUGUUCUCGCCUGGUGUGGCUGCUGUUGCUGGUAACAUUGGAGUUAAUUGGAGGUGUGGGGGCACUAAUUUAGCUCCACCCUUUUUUGUUUGUGCUUUGAAAUGUGCUUAAGCCACUCAAUUAGGGAGUACUACUACUCAAUUCUAUGGCGGAUUAGUACACCACCAGUUGCAUUUAACCUCUUUGAUGAUCCGAUAUAGAAAAUUGUGCUUCUGACAAAGAUGAAGUUUUAAUAUGUUUACUUAAUGACAAGCUAAGGUGCAUUUUGACAAGGUUUACUGAUCAGUUCUAGGUCGAUCUGCCUGGGUCAUAUCUCGUAGUAUGCACGUUUUUUUUUUCAAUCUUUCUUGUUCCCGUUUUUCUUGGCUGGGCUGUUGUACUAGUACAUGAUUGGUACUUUUCUGUGGAGAUAAUUUGGAAUAUAUGGGGUGUCGGUUGCGUGA
Brachypodium distachyon (stiff brome) is the source of this 1367-nucleotide messenger RNA. RefSeq names its product nuclear transcription factor Y subunit B-8. Gene Ontology annotation, molecular function: RNA polymerase II cis-regulatory region sequence-specific DNA binding; protein heterodimerization activity; DNA-binding transcription activator activity, RNA polymerase II-specific. Lineage: Eukaryota; Viridiplantae; Streptophyta; Magnoliopsida; Poales; Poaceae. Bases 226 to 897 code for a protein of 223 amino acids. The record is from RefSeq and is a predicted model, not a curated record. The transcript has a single exon. Gene Ontology annotation, cellular component: CCAAT-binding factor complex; nucleus. Gene Ontology annotation, biological process: regulation of transcription by RNA polymerase II.